Molecule: messenger RNA, 2448 nt
Organism: Belonocnema kinseyi
Lineage: Eukaryota; Metazoa; Arthropoda; Insecta; Hymenoptera; Cynipidae
Exons: 5
Coding region: 1-2448 (815 amino acids)
Biological process (GO): proteolysis
Molecular function (GO): aspartic-type endopeptidase activity
Source: RefSeq, a predicted model, not a curated record
AUGGCGACAAACGCUAACCAGUCUGUACCUUCUGGAACACCAGACGCGGGGGGCGAUCAACUGGUUGAGGUUCUUAACCGCUUAACCGAUUCACAGAACCGUGUUGAUGCGGCACAACGGGUUCCCAAAAUUCCUGGGUUUUUCCGUCAGGAUCCAGCGUUAUGUUUCCUCCAAGUCGAGUCUUCCUUUUCAACUGCGAACGUAAGAGCGGAGGAAACUAAGGCUGAUUAUAUUGUGGCCAAUCUAGAUUUCGAGAUUGUCGCACAUGUUAAAGAUAUCCUGUCGAUUUCCCCGACACCUGCGGAUAUUUGCACGCGAAUUAAAAACCGGAUAAUAUCCGGGUUCUCGGCGUCCCCUGAAAGCCGACUUCCUCAAUUACUGAAAGGCGAAGUUCUUUCAGACGGAAAACCUUCGGUUAUCCUCAAUCGCCUGCGCAGUUUAAAUGAUAACGCGUGUAGUGAAGAAGUAAUAAAGAGCAUUUUUCUCGAGCAACUGCCGAAUCAAAUCGAGGCGAUUCUCGCGCUAUCGAAUAUAGACAACCUUGAUGAUCUGGCAAAAAUGGCUGACAAGGUCACAGAAGCUGCGGGCCCGGGUAAUUUUCAUAUUUCUUCCGUAACUUCCGGUUCAUUGUCAAACUCAUCUAUGGCUUCUGCUGUUACCUCCAAAGCGUUGCCUGAUGAUUUAGAAACGAAACAGAUCACGUGGUCGUGGUCGUGGACGCGGAUGGUCGAAUUCACAAAACCGAAAUACCCGCGACCGCUCACGAGACAAGAGUUCUACUGGCUUAUGUUUCUACCACGAAAGGUUUGGCGAAAAGGCUCAACGAUGCCAGAAGCCAUGCAAGUGGGUUCCGCAGUCAUUAUUGGAAAACUGGUCGAGCCUCCCCGCGCGGAGACGGUGGGGGGUUCAGGCAAAGUCACCUCUAAGCGUCUUCAUUUAAGUGAUCGUAACUCCGGACUUGUCUUCCUCAUUGACACGGGCUCUGAUCUUUCACUACUACCGGUGGAUAAGAAAAACAAACCCAAACCAAGCGACGGUGUUUUGUAUGCAGCUAACGACACGCCCGAGGUCCCUUAUCCGAUAAUUGGAGCCGACUUUCUGGCGCUCUACUAUUUAGCCUCAUUUCUACACGCAUCUAGUUUGGUAGACACUACCACUGGCUGUAGUUCUUCGGGUUUUAUCAAAAACGCAAGCAUUUUUGGCGUUAGUACAAUAGACAGAACUCAGCCUUAUUCAAAAAUUUUGGCCGAUUUUCCGGAAAUAACAAGUGUUUCUCAGUGUCCUGAUCUCGUGGUACAUGAUGUACAACAUCACAUUGAGACGAAGGGUCCUCCGAUCGCCGAGCGUGCCAGACGUUUGUCGCCGGAUAAAUUGGCUGCUGCUAAAACUCAGUUCCAACAAAUGAUUGAUUCCGGAAUUUGUCGACCAUCCAGUAGUCCCUGGGCAACACCCAUUCACAUGACUCCCAAAAAGGAUGGCGAUAGUCCCUGGGCAACACCCAUUCACAUGACUCCCAAAAAGGAUGGCGAGUGGAGGAUCUGUGGGGAUUUUCGCCGACUUAAUGUCGUCACUAUCCCCGACAGAUAUCCUGUUCCACACCUUCACGAUUUUUCAGCAAACUUGCACGGCAAAUCAGUUUUCUCAAAGUUAUACCUCUUGAAAGCCUAUCACCAAAUUCCGAUAGCUCCUGAAGAUAUACCGAAAAUGGCUGUAAUUACACCGUAUAUUCACCGUGCCUUAGGCGAUCUUGACUUUGUUUUCGCGUACGUCGAUGAUAUUCUCGUUGCUUCCCCAAACGAAGAGGAACACGAGAAACAUCUCAGGAUUGUUUUUCAACGGCUCAAGGAUUUCGCUUUACGUUUGAAUAUUAGCAAGUGCCAAUUCGGCAAAUCCGAACUCGAGUUUUUAGGUCAUUUGGUCAAUCGUGACGGGGUCAAACCAACCCCUGAGAAGGUUCAAGCGAUCGUACAAUUUCCUAAACGACGGACCAUUGUGGAACUUCGAAGGUUUCUAGGCUUGGUUAAUUUUUACCGCCGUAGUCUGCCUCAAGCUGCUUAUGUACAAGCGCCCUUACACAGCUACCUUUCUGACUCGCGUAAAAAUGAUAGACGAGAGAUUGAGUGGACACACGAGGCAGAAGAAGCGUUUGUCAAGAUAAAAAAUGAUCUCGCUAAUGCGACUCUUCUUUCGCAUCCCGCAUUCCGACAUUUUAUUAAGGGACAAGACUUCAAGGUGAUCACUGAUCACAAGCCUCUAGUUUAUGCUUUCACGCAACGCUCGAAAAAAGCGUCUCCGCGUCAGCAAAGGCAAUUGGCGUUUAUCUUUCAGUACACUACUCGAAUCGAGUAUCUUCCAGGAGCAGACAAUGUUGUGGCUGAUUCACUGUCCAGAGUAGAGUCAAUAAAACUACGCACUGAAUGGAGUCUUGUCGAACUCGUGCAGGCUUAA